This is a messenger RNA of Spodoptera littoralis (African cotton leafworm), 2288 nucleotides long. The record is from the annotation of a GenBank genome assembly. NCBI's taxonomy places the organism in Eukaryota, Metazoa, Arthropoda, Insecta, Lepidoptera, Noctuidae.
UUGUAGCUCUAAUGGAGAAUUCAAGUUCUUGUACUAAUAUUGCAUUUUUCUCUUUCCAGAUGUAAAUAAACAACGUGCAAGAAAAACAGGCCACUCGAGCGGAUUAUUGACCUAGUCACGAACGGUCACCGGAACCAUUAUGCCUUAUACAUCCAUCACUAUCUGAGCGGACCUGACCAGCAUUGCGAACGGGAAGCACCGUUAAUUAUGCCAAACUAUUAGCAACCACAAUGAUGGAAGAAGUUACGCCUCGUCCCAGUGUCGAAUACAUCCCUCCUUUACCCCCAAAGGUGAAGCAAAGAGGAUCGACCACUUAUACACAAAUAACUAAUAACGAAGCUACAAUGAAUACAAACGGGUUCACCGCUACCGACGUCCGGAUGGACUCGCUAAGUUCGAUGCACUCACUCGUCCUUAAUUCUAAGACACCAUCUGCAACGGUAUUCGUAGCGGCGACCCAGUCAGAUCGACCCGCGAGUACGCCUAGCACGGACGCUCUCAACGGUCCACACGUGGUCACUAUCAGAAUAAACACCGACGCUGACAAACCUAAAGCACCAAAAAUAUCAAGCGUACAUCUCAAAAGCGACGUUGACUUCGAAUCAUUCAAGUUAAACGACGUUUGCAAGAAAAACAACAGCCUAGUGAGACUCAACGUUGACGAAAAUAGACCGAAAAUUAUAGAAAACGAAGAAAUUCUGAAAACAGAUAAAGCGCCAUACAUUUACUGUAAUUCGUUUGUCAACUCGAUGACCAACAUGGUUAUGUCAAGCGGGCAGUGCUCUCCCAGUGAUACCUUGGACUCCGGAACCUGCAGCGACCUUGACGGCACUCCACCACCUCUACCUAAAAAGAAGACUUCCAAAACUAGUUCAAUAAAGAAAGCAGUAUCUGUAACGCUUAUCAGUUCGAGAAAUGGGAGUAGUCAAAGUGAAGUAGAUUUUGAAGACAACGAUUCAAAUAUAUCAUGCGACUCUCUGAACAGUAGCGAGCUGAACGUAAGCGUGCACGCUGAUGAAAGUCAUAGCGAAUAUAGUAAAAAAGAAAAGAAACAGAGUGCGGAAUCACCCGACGCGCCGGAGACGUUCGCCAAAGCGAACAAUAAAGACACUAGCUUUCUACCGCAGGGUCUGCUGCAAGACAUAAGAGACCGUUCAGCGAAACUAAAUACGGUCGAAACUGAAAGCGAGCCGAAGCCCGAGCCACACGAGGAAGCGAACCAGAAUAUUAAUGAGGAUGCUAAUAUUUCAAAAGAAAGCGCACAACUCACAUCGUUCCGUCUAGUUUCUCAGUUUAAUAACGAGUGUAAGAACACGACGGAGUCGCUGCCCGCAAACUUGUGUUCCAAAACGCCACUGAUUAGUGAGAGCACAUACGAGGAACGAAAGCAACAGGAUAAAAUGAAACAAGAGCAAAUGUUUUACAGCAGCCAUUACUUUGAUACGGACAAGUUUUACGAUUUCCAUUUGAACGAAAAACAAUUCGAUGAUGUGAAAAGUGUUAGUGUUGGUGCUAAAAGUGAAUGUGAAGUGUCUGAAGUGGAAUACUUCGCCGGUGUAAAGGAUUAUAAAAACGAGGAGAUGCCAUCAACAAUAAAAAGUUCGAAAGGAACAAUAAGGGGCGUGAAGAACCGCGUACGGGCGGGCAUAGCAACGUUUUUGCAAAUGCAGAACACGACAAAGAGCUACAAAGAAAAAGAUGCAGGCAAAGUGGUAGUGUACACGACGACGAUGGGCAUCGUCAGGAGUACCUACCAACGUUGUGUCCUUGUGAAGAAGAUCCUCAGGAACUUACUGGUGAAGUACGAAGAACGGGAUGUCUUCAUGAGCACGGAGUACCAGGACGAGAUCCGGGACAGGAUGAGGAGCGAGCAGAUCUUAGUCCCGCAGCUGUUCCUUGAUGGACAGCAUAUUGGGGACGCUGAUACUGUCGAAAAGCUGAACGAAAGUGGAGAACUGAGGAAGAUGCUGAAACCUUACAAGAGUCCAGACGCCUGCAACACCUGCCAAAUGUGUGGUGGAUUCCGUCUCCUGCCCUGCAGGAUCUGCAAUGGAUCCAAGAAAAGCCUUCACAGGAACCAUUUUACUGCAGAAUUCGUGGCGCUGAAGUGUAUGAAUUGUGAUGAAGUAGGCCUAGUCAGGUGUGAGGCCUGUUGCUAAACAUAUACAAAUUCGAGCUUAGAAAAAAUAUGAGUUACAAUUAAGGACAGAAAUAGUUGGAAAUAUGAAAUUUAGAAUGAGAUACUGUUUUAUUUUCGAGAUAAAUUGAUAUCUACUGUAAAUUUUUAC